Messenger RNA from Oncorhynchus keta (chum salmon), 5043 nucleotides. Its product is annotated as ribosomal protein S6 kinase delta-1-like. NCBI's taxonomy places the organism in Eukaryota, Metazoa, Chordata, Actinopteri, Salmoniformes, Salmonidae. The record is from RefSeq and is a predicted model, not a curated record. The transcript has 13 exons. Gene Ontology annotation, biological process: protein phosphorylation. Gene Ontology annotation, molecular function: protein kinase activity; ATP binding. Bases 2206 to 4593 code for a protein of 795 amino acids.
AGGGAGGCUGCUGAGGACGAAGGCUGCUGCUGGGGCAGUGGGUCUCGGGGGCAUGCUCUGAUCACAUCAGUAUCAAGGAUAUUGGUGCAUGUAACAUGGAAAUACUGCAGGAGGCGGACUGAUUCUCAACAACAGACACACUAUGACUUCUCCUCAUUAGACUGUAUGAGGAAUGAUAAAGAGUGUGAGUGGGAUACAAAACUAACCCCAUGUCACAAUGAUAGACAAUGGUAAGGCAUCAGCACAUUUUCAUAGUGCACUUGUGUGGAAUGCUAAGAGCUACUAUGAUUGCAAUACAUUAGCAUUUAUAAAUCCUCUGACAGGGAUCUGCCCACAGCGUUCAGUAAUAUACAGUAAUACAGUAAUAUGUACCCACAGGGCAAAGACUUCGAUAUUUCAACGUCUAGUUUUGAUUUACAUUUGGUUCAGUAGUCGACUAACGUAAAUUCAAUGAUAAAUAAACAACAACAAACAUCACUGUCAUUGGAUUUAAGUUAAAAGUUUGGUGGGAAAAAAAGACAAAAUGCCCUUAGGUUGAUUAUUUUUUUCGAAAUCUAUUCAGUUUUCCACGUUAAUUCAACAUAAACACAGAUUUGUUUUGAGAUUACAUUUAAAAAAAAAAAAAUUUUUUGCAAAUGUAUUAAAAGUUAAAAACAGAAAUACCUUGUUUAUAUAAGUAUUCAGACCCUUUGCUAUGAGACUCAAAAUUGAGCUCAGGUGCAUCCUGUUUCCAUUGAUCAUCCUUGAGGUGUUUUGACAACUUGAUUUGAGUCCACCUGUGGUAAAUUCAAUUGAUUGGGCAUGAUUUGGAAAGACACACCUGUCUAUAUAAGGUCCCAAAGUUGGCAGUGCAUGUCAGAGCAAAAACCAAGCCAUGAGGUUGAAAUAAUUAUCUAUAGAGUUCUGAGACAGGAUUGUCUUGAGGCACAGAUCUGGGUAAGGGUACCAAAACAUUUCUGCAGCAUUGAAGUUCCCCAAUAACACAGUGGCCUCCAUCAUUUUUAAAUAGAAAAAGUUUGGAACCACCAAGACUCUUCCUAGGGCUGGCCACCAGGCCAAACUGAGCAAUCAAGGGAUAAGGGCUUUGGUCAGGGAGGUGACCAAGAACCCAAUGGUUACUCUGACAGAGCUUCAGAGUUCCUCUGUGGAGAUGGGAGAACCUUCCAGAAGGACAAUUAUUUCUGCAGCACUCCACCAGUCAGGCCUUAUGGUAGAGUGGCCAGACGGAAGCCACCCCUCAGUAAAAGGCACAUGACAGCCUGCUUGGAGUUUGCCAAAAGGUGCGUAAAGACUCUCAGACCAUGUUAAACAAGAUCGGCCUGAAUGCCAAGCGUCACGUCUGGAGGAAACCUGGCACAUCCCUACAAUGAAGCAUGGUGGUGGCAGCAUCAUGCUGUGUGCAUGUUUUUCAGUGCCAGGGAGACUAGUCAGGAUCGAGGCAAAGAUGAACGGAGCAAAGUACAGAGAUCCUUGAUGAAAAUCUGCUCCAGAGAGCUCAGGACCUCACUCUGGGGGCGAAGGUUCACCUUCCAACAGGACAACAACCCUAAGCACACAGUCAAGACAACGCAGGAGUGGCUUUGGGACAAGUCUUUGAAUGUCCUUGAGUGGCCCAGCCAGAGCCUGGACUUGAACCCGAUCAAAUGUCUCUGGAGAGUCCUGAAAAAAGCAAUGCUCCCCAGCCAACCUGACAGAGCUUAAGAGGAUCUGCAGAGAAAAAUGGGAGAAACUCCCCAAAUUCAGGUGUGCCAAGCUGGUAGCAUCAUACCCAAGAAGACUCAAUGCUGUAAUCGCUGCCAAAGGUGCUUCAACACAGUGCUCAUUAAAGGGUCUGAAUACUUAUGCAAAUGUUAUUUUGUUUCUUUUAUAUAUUUUUUUUAUAAAUAAGCAAACAUUUCUUAAAUCCUGUUUUUGCUUUUGUCACUAUAGGGUGUGUGUAGAUUGAUGAGAAGAAAAAAAAACAAUUUAAUCAAUUUUAGAAUAAGACUGCAAAGUAACAAAAUGUGGAAAAAGUCAAGGGGUCUGAAUACUUUCUGAAGGCACUGUUUGUAUCAUCAUGCUUGAAAACAAAGACUUUAACCUUCAAGUGGAGGAGGAUAACCCCCCAGUGAGCCGACUAACUGCUGCCAGAGAUGAGUCCCACUGCUGAUAGGACCAGGGAGAAAAGGCCCGUCUGGACCUCCACAGUGCCGAGCCAGGACAGCCAUGGCCAAGAGAGACUACCUGGUGGAGGCAGCCAAGCAGAUCCGAAUGGCUCUGGACAGGGAGGUCAGUGAAGACUAUGAAGCUGCCUUCAGCUACUACAAGAAUGGGGUUGACCUGCUGCUCAAUGGAGUUCAAGUGGACCCUAACAAGGAGCGCCGGGAGGCAGUGAAGAGGAAGACUACUCAGUAUCUGAAGAGGGCCGAGGAGAUCUUUAUCUCCCACCUGCAGGACAACCUGGGGAAGGGGAACUCUCACUUAGGGGGUUACAGUAGUCUGAGAUUCCGGCCAAUCAGACACCUGAGCUGCCCAGUGGAGGAUCUGGACAUGUGUAAAGUGGUGGGGAUCAUCGAUAAGGUCCUGAUUGUCCAAAGCCUGAUUACAAAGGAGAAAUGUGUUGUUAAAAGCCUGCCCAAGUCGAGCUGGGAGAGCCGGGACCAGCCCACUAUCAUCCCCCAGGGCGUCCCCUAUAUGGUGAAGCUGCUGAGGUACUAUGUCAGUGAGGAUGCUGUGUACCUGCAUCUGGAGCAUGUUCAAGGUGGGAAGCUUUUCUCCAAACUGUCCAAGGUGAGGAACGACCGAGCCAAGGAGCACCCAGAAUGCUACAUUCCCAGCCUGCACACGAUCAAACUGAAGAACAGCUACACCUCCCCUACCAUCAGCUCAGACUACCAGCAGAAUGACAGAGGGGACACAGGGACAACCCCUCUCCUGGAGAGGGAGAACGAGGAGAGCCCAGACACAGACUCCCCUGCAUCUUGGCAUGAGGCUCAGCAUCGUCUGGAAGGCUGUAGGACCCACUCCUACUGCGAGGAGACAGGCUGCCUGCAGAACAACUCAAGGUCUACAGCGCUACAGCCCUCUUUAUCUGGGCCAAUGAGGACAGACAUCAGUCCCCAUAUCCAUCCAGCAGGCCACAGUCAGUGUUUGCACUCUGAAACUCAGGACAACCCUGCUCUUCCUAGUCAUCUGUGCAUCGAUCAGUUUCCUGAUGUCACCUCUGAGCCUUCUGGGAAGGCCACUGGAACAGAAAAAAUUGAAUCCAGUUUGGAUUUUGACGUGGUGUGGAAGGCUGCUGAUCUGACACAGAAUUGUGAGAGUGACUCCGAUAUAGCUGCAGGUAAACCUGUACCUCAAACAACUCAGACCACUUCUGGUGGGACAGGGUCAACAGUGAACUUGAAGAAUCAUUCUAUCAGUUUGUAUUCACAGAAAAGUUAUGUUCCCCUCCAUAAUCAAAGCCAGGCUAGUGAGAUGGCAACUUUGACCUCCUAUGGCUCUCACCAAGGCAGUGUUUCAGGUGGAGACCUUGAGAACACUGUGGGUGUAGAGCUAUCCACACACCAGGAGAGAGGGCAGGAAGAACAGGUAAACCGUCACACUACUGAAAAGAGCAUUGUGAACUUAGUAAGCAGAGACACAGAGACUUCCCAGCCUGGCAGAGCUGUGUAUCCCUCUACAGUAGAUGAGCUGAAGGUCAUGAGGACAUCCUCAGGGAUCUCUCACCCCCCUUCCCUGCCUCACGGUCUCAGUGCUGAGACACAGCAGGGGAACCAGGAAGGCAUCUCCCUGGCCCUCACAGGGGCAAAGUAUCAUGUGGGGCCUCCUUGCAGAGAGCCAAGGGAGGAGGUGGAGGAGGGCUGGGAGCUGAGCCCUUUGAGUAAGGACAUCCCCCAAGGGAAAGGAUCACUGUGUGACCCCAACACCACUGGCCCCACAGGGGCCUCCCCACAGUGUCGGAAGGAGGACAUGAAUGCUUUCCUGAAGUCAAAUGGAUCAGAUGGACAGGGUCAGGAUCAGACCAUUGAGGUAGAGGGCUGGUGCCACCAGCCCAAGUUCCCAGCCAAGGCCUCCAGAGGGAGAGAUGGGGUCAGGCAGGGCUGUUGGGGGCUGCCAGAGGUAGAGGUGCGUCUGUUGGGAGCUCAGAUCCUCCUGGCCCUGGAGAGUCUUCACCAGCAAGGUGUCAUGUGCCGUGACCUCAACCCAAAGAACAUCCUGCUUACCAGCAUCGGAAAGGUCUGCCUGACAUUCUUUGGCCAGUGGAGUGAAGUUCAGUCAGAAACUAACUCUGAAGCUAUGGACCAGAUGUACUGUGCCCCAGAGAUUGGAGGUGUGUCCAAAAUAACAGAGGCUUGUGAUUGGUGGAGUCUGGGGGCAUUGCUAUUUGAACUUCUUACAGGAAUGCCCCUGUGGCAGUUCCACCCAGCCGGGGUACAUUCUCACACCCAGCUUCUGAUCCCAGACCAGCUGAGUACUGCAGCUGCCUCCCUGCUCACUGAGCUUCUGCAGUUUGACGCUGGUUAUCGUUUGGGCUCUGGAGGCGGUGGAGUGAGUGACAUCAAGUGUCACCCCUUCUUCAAUGGUGUCUCCUGGAAGGCACUGAGCAGUUAAAGGUCAACAGACUGUCUGUAGCCAAGUGAAGUUGGGCAGCCACUGCCCCCUUGUGGCUAAAAUAAUUGAAACCCCAGCUCUGGAGCUAUUUCCUGAGCAUCUUGUUAUUCCCAAAGAAUGAUAGAUUAGAAGGGUAAUUCAGAGCACACAGCCAACAUGUCAGCCCUGCAACAACCAAACUCUGCCUGCAGUGUUGUCUUUGUAACCUCCAUGUUUGAAUAAUAGAGGCUAGUGUAAACAUAGUAGGGCAAAAUGUACUCCUGGGUGACUUUUGGGGUAUUUGUUGUACAAAUGACAUGCAAUGCUACUGUUAACAUCCAUGCAUAGCAUCACCAAGUAUGGAAACGGAUGUUUUUCAUUGUCAAACACUUACUACACAAAUACUUUUUGGUCAGCCAAUGGCUGUGAUGAACAACGUUGACAAUAACGUUAGUAAAAUGAAGCAAUGCA